Aureobasidium melanogenum CBS 110374 is the source of this 816-nucleotide messenger RNA. RefSeq lists its product as uncharacterized. Lineage: Eukaryota; Fungi; Ascomycota; Dothideomycetes; Dothideales; Saccotheciaceae. Bases 1 to 816 code for a protein of 271 amino acids. The transcript has 3 exons. The record is from RefSeq and is a predicted model, not a curated record.
AUGCUCCUGCCACGUCGAGAUACCCCAUCAGCACCCUCUGAGACCAAGUCAAUAAGGAAGAUCAGAGAUGAGAUUGCAGGUGGUGGUGUCAAGGGAGGAAGGGGACUCACUAAGGAUGAAGAGCAGUUGCUAGCGCGGAUCGCAGUUGAGCGCUUCGCUGAGUUCAAAGUGCCAGGCAAACAAGGCGAAUUUUGGAACAAUGUUGCUGCUGCUCUGAAGGAGGAACGGAGGGUGUCCUACACCCCUAGCAGUUGUACGCGUAGGAUGGGAGCAAUUGAGAAGGAGCGCCGCUUGGAGGUAAAGAAGGAGGAGUCAGGCGAGGAGCGCAAUACAAGUAGCUGGGCGCAGAGUAUUGACGCAUGGAUUGCUCUCAAGGAUGCGUGGGAAACUGCAGACGCAUACUUAAGCGAGGAGGACGAAGACGCACUUUCUGACGAGGAUCCUCGCGAUGAAGAUAACCGGCAGGAAGAGGAGGGCGAGACUAAAGAGAGUCAGAUGGAAAGGCGCGAGGAGGAAGAGGCUAAGGAAGAACCUAUGUUCUUGACGCCGGCGAAGAUCUUAAAACUGCAGAAGGCGCCGUCUGCGCAGAAGUCUCCGAGUUUACCGAAUUUAGUGUCGUCGCCCUCGCCGGCGCCAGGCUCGAAUAGGAAGAGGAAGAGGCGCGUAGAGGAUGAUAAGUCUUCGGUGGAUAAGCUGUUAAAAGAGGAGAAGGAAGAGAAGCAGCAGGACUCGAGACUAGACCGGUUAGAGGAGAAGUUAGACAAGAUUGUUGAUAUGAUUAACCCUUCGCCUCUACAGCAUGUUGAGACUGUAUAA